AACUUAUUUCCAGCUAUAACGUACCAUUAGUUGCGGGCGCGCGCCGCGUUCAGUGUGGUGCCAUGGACAAACCGGAGUACACGUAUGACCCCGUGCCCGCAGCGGGGGUGCACGGUGUGAAGGGACAGGUGUGGAGGCAGUUCUUCAUUGCUGCUAUUGCUAACAUAGGCAUGGCCUGCGGAGGUUUCUCCAUGGGUUGGACGUCGCCAGUGACUCUCAAACUCACAGACGUCAAUAUGACAGACACGCCCUUACCCAGACCAAUUACUGUGGCUGAGGAGGCGUGGAUUGGCUCCGUUCUGUCUAUUGGAGCUAUCAUUGGUGCAAUCAUAGCUGGCCCGAUAGCCGCCCGGAUCGGUCGCAAAUGGGCCCUCAUCUGCGGCACUGUGCCCCUCCUGUCCGGCUGGGUGUUCGUGGCCGCAGCCCCUACUGUGUACUACAUAUACGUCGGCCGUAUACUCUGGGGCGCGGGUAUAGGAAUGAUGUUUACAGCUGUGCCUAUGUACAGUGCGGAAAUCGCUACGAACGAAUGGCGAGGCGCGUUAGGCUCGUACAUCCAAGCGUCCAUCACACUGGGCGUCCUAUCCAUGUACUGCAUCGGGCCUUAUGCGUCGUACCGGACUGUCGCGUACGUGGGACUGGCCACAUUAGUGGCCUUCGAUGUCAUCUUCUUCUUCAUGCCUGAGACACCAUUUUACCAUCUCACGAAAAAUGACCGUGAAUCGGCCGCCAAAUGUCUGAUGGUGCUUCGUGGUCAAACUCGCGCUGGCGUGGAGGCAGAGCUCGAAAUUAUGGCCAAUGACGUUGCUGCCUCCAUGUCUAAGACUGCCACGAUAUGGGAUGUAUUCAAAGGGACCAACUUCAAAGCGUUCUACAUCUCCAACGCGCUGAUCUUCUUCCAACAGUUCUGCGGCAUCAACGCAGUUCUGUUCUACAUGAACACCAUCUUUGAGGCCGCUGGCGCUAACCUGGACUCCUCUGUGGCUUCUAUCAUCGUUGGCGUUGUGCAGAUGGCAGCGUCCUGCGUGACGCCGUUUGUGGUGGACAGAUGGGGUCGAAAGGCGUUGCUCCUGUGGUCCACUUGUGGCGCUACUAUUGCCUUGGCGUGCCUCGGCCUAUUCUUCCUGCUGAAAGAACAGCACAGCCCAAUAGUGGGUUCCAUCGGGUUCCUUCCCAUCGCGUCCCUGAUGUUAUUCAUGUCAGCAUGCUGUACGGGUCUGGGGCCCGUGCCGUGGGCUGUCAUGUCAGAGGUGUUCCCGAUUGAAGUGAAGGCUGUAGCCGCGCCGAUUUGCACGGCUUUCUGCUGGAUUCUGGUCUUCAUUGUAACUGGAUACUUCGGCCCAGUCUCGGACGCGCUGGGCAUGUAUGUCGCGUUCUGGAUCUUCGGCGUAUGCUGCUUGGCGGCCUUCUUCUUCGUUCUAUUAUGUCUGCCGGAGACCAAGGGGAAGAGCUUCUCGGAGAUCCAGGAGAUACUGGCUGGGAACAAAUCACCUGGAAAGGCAUAAUCGCUAAAAGCAACACAUUCCUACAGCACGGACAUUAACUGACUGCAAGUUAUUGUACAAAUAUAAUUUUCUCAAACAUGGUAUGAAAUAUUGAUGUUAUAUGUGCCUUAUAAUUGGCAGCGAAGUAUGACGUUGCAGGUGCGGCUAGGCCGAUUGAUAGAUAAUGGAAUUU
Leguminivora glycinivorella is the source of this 1677-nucleotide messenger RNA. Its product is annotated as facilitated trehalose transporter Tret1-2 homolog. Bases 63 to 1505 code for a protein of 480 amino acids. The record is from RefSeq and is a predicted model, not a curated record. Gene Ontology annotation, molecular function: sugar transmembrane transporter activity. Gene Ontology annotation, biological process: carbohydrate transport; transmembrane transport. Gene Ontology annotation, cellular component: membrane. The transcript is spliced from 10 exons. Lineage: Eukaryota; Metazoa; Arthropoda; Insecta; Lepidoptera; Tortricidae.